This is a messenger RNA of Artibeus jamaicensis (Jamaican fruit-eating bat), 2483 nucleotides long. RefSeq names its product G protein-coupled receptor 20 (gene GPR20). Gene Ontology annotation, molecular function: G protein-coupled receptor activity. Bases 89 to 1171 code for a protein of 360 amino acids. The record is from RefSeq and is a predicted model, not a curated record. Lineage: Eukaryota; Metazoa; Chordata; Mammalia; Chiroptera; Phyllostomidae. Gene Ontology annotation, cellular component: membrane. Gene Ontology annotation, biological process: positive regulation of Rho protein signal transduction; phospholipase C-activating G protein-coupled receptor signaling pathway. The transcript has 2 exons.
GGGAGGCCCAGGGAGCACCGGCUCUGUCUCCAGCCGCCGGGCAGGCGAAGGUGGGGCCUGAGGCAAGCGCGGGCCAGCCACUGCCGCCAUGCCCUCCGAGUCUCCUGUGGGGCCCUCAACUGGGGCGGACCCCAACACCACGGCGGCGGCAGCGCCAGGGGCCAACUUCAGUGCACCCGGGAGGUCCCUGCUGCACCUGUUUGCAGUGCUGGACGAGGAGCUGCACACCGGCUUCCCGCGCCUGUGGCUGGCCCUGAUGGCCGUGCACGGGGCCAUCUUCCUGGCGGGGCUGGCGCUCAACGGGCUGGCGCUCUAUGUCUUCUGCUGCCGCACACGGGCCACGACGCCGUCAAUCGUGUACACCGUCAACCUGGUGGUGACCGACCUGCUGGUGGGCCUGUCCCUGCCCGCGCGCUUCGCCGUCUUCUACAGCACGCGGGGCUGCCUGUCCUGCGCCUUCCCGCACGUCUUCGGCUACUUCCUCAACAUGCACUGCUCCAUCCUCUUCCUCACCUGCAUCUGCGUGGACCGCUACCUGGCCAUCGUGCAGCCCGAGGGCUCCCGCCGCUGGCGCCAACCCGCCUGCGCCCGGGCCGUGUGCGUCUCCGUGUGGCUGGCGGCCGGCGCCGUGACCCUGUCCGUGCUGGGCGUGACGGCCGGCGGCGGGCCCUGCUGCCGCGUCUUCGCACUGACGGUGCUGGAGUUCCUCCUGCCGCUGCUGGUCAUCUGCGUGUUCACAGGCCGCAUCGUGUGUGCGCUCUCGCGGCCGGGGCUGCUGCACCAGGGCCGCCGGCGCCGUGUGCGGGCCAUGCAGCUGCUGCUCACUGUGCUCGUCAUCUUCCUCAUCUGUUUCACGCCCUUCCACGCCCGCCAGGUGGCCGUGGCGCUGUGGCCAGAUGUGCCACGCCACACCAGCCUCGUGGUCUACCACGUGGCCGUGACCCUCAGCAGCCUCAACAGCUGCCUGGACCCCAUCGUCUACUGCUUCGUCACCAGCGGCUUCCAGGCCACCGUCCGCGGCCUCUUCCGCCGGCAUGGAGUGGAGAGUGAGCCCGCUGUUGGUGUCGUGGUCAGCAUGCGCAAGAAUUCGAGGGACUUGGGCCACCACUGCACCCUCAGCACCAGCCCUCGCGCCCUCUCGCAAACCCUGGCUAACGGGCCCGAGGCAUAGCUGGCAGGAGCUGCAAGGGGGACAAAGGUCAGGAGUGGGCUGAGCUUGCCAGGUCAGGACCAGCUCUGCCUGGAUGGCGAAUCGAUUUCUCCUUCAUCAAUUGGUGAUGGCUGCCCAGGGCACAGCAUAGCGAUUCUAAGGCUGCUAUACUCUGGCUGAUUAACAAUGUCUGCCACAGGCUGCACAUGGGGUAUGGUGCUCUGAAGAUGAUCCCUAACCCCUAGAGUCCACUGAAAACUGAGAGGGUGGCCAGGAGCUCCUCCUUGCCUGAGCCAUUCUGUCCCCAGAAGGGGGUCCUCAGAGAAAGGGACAAAGUUUUUCUACACACUGGGGACUCCAAGGAGAGUUUAAAAGCCAACCUGAAGAGGUCUCCUCCUUCUCCCCAGACCCCCUUCUCCAUCCGCCCCCUCAGAGAGAACAAGCACAGAAAGGAGACGUCAGGGACACAGCAUCACAUGAGUGACGUGAGGGGUCCAUGUUUGGGCAGGACCCCCCACCAAAGGAUCCCAGAUUUGCAUGGUAAGACCAGAGGCCACCUGGGGUGCGCUUUGCUGUGAUCCGGUACUUGAUCUGGGUUGACCCUUGACCCUGAAGCCACCCCACAGAGGAGAGGCCUCUUCUCCGUCACCCGCCGUGCAGGGGAGGAGGAGCAGCAGCCGCUGGCCUUGGCUGGGGCUGCCCGGUCCCAGUCGGAGCCCCGCCCUUCGUCCCCCAGGGAACACCCCCCUCAUGCCCGUCUUGUGGCAGCUGCUCAAACCUCCCCAAAGCCCCCACUCCAGGAAGGCUCUCAGAGACCCUGCCUGCUGCCCCAGGGGCUGGUGGGGCUCACGGCCUCCUCCUAGGGAGGAGAACACCAGGGGCAGGGGUACAGUUGCCUUCCCACAUACUGACAGCCCCUCGCUCUCCCCUGGGAGGCAGGGCUCUGCCUUCUCGGGCUCUGGCUUCUGGUUGCCUCCUCCAUUCUGGACUCCAGGAUUGCCUCCCUAUGCCUUCUGGUCCCCACCCCUGCCAUCCCGCCUUCUAGCCUCGGCUCCUCGGGGACUGUAAGGGCCUCGGGCCCAGGGAGCAUUCUGCCAUUCGAGCUUCGGAGGGGGCUGCCAGUCUUCCAGGGCUGGGGCAGGAAUGGGGGGCUGACCUCAUACCUCUGAGAGCUCGGACUGAAGGCCCCUGUGCAGAACCCUUGCAAGUCGGGCCUCUGUUUCCCCCGUCUCCCUUGGCCUUGCCCCCGGAGGGGCUGGGGGCUGGCCCCCAUGCUCCCACAGGUGUUCGCUCCCUUCUCCUGAGCCUCAGGGGCCAGGGUGCGAGGCCUCUG